Macrosiphum euphorbiae (potato aphid) is the source of this 774-nucleotide messenger RNA. The record is from the annotation of a GenBank genome assembly. Lineage: Eukaryota; Metazoa; Arthropoda; Insecta; Hemiptera; Aphididae.
AUGUCGCUCUCAAACUGUGUAGUUUGUUCCAACCCCUUUGCAGAAUUGGAUACUCCAAUCAAAUGUGAUAGUUGUUCAGGUGCAUUUCAUACAAAAUGCACGGGACUUUCAAGCACCGAAAUCAAAUGUUUAUCGUUGAAAAAUAGAUCACUUAAAUAUUUUUGCUCGACUUGUGAACAAGGUUUAAAGGAACUACCUGAGUUAAAAUUACUGAUUAAGAAAUUACUUGUGGAAGUUGAGGGGCUCAAAAAUUGCCCUUUACAACGCCUAAAUAAUGAGGUAUGUAAUGAAUUUAUAAUCAAUGAAAUUAAUGAGCGUAAUAGACGUGCUGCAAACCUUAUCUGCUAUAAUGUUAUCGAAAGUGAUUCAAACCAGUCCGAUGUUCGUAUUGCUCACGACCGUGAACAUGUAAAUAAUUUUCUUGCUACUAUCGCAGAGUCAACAAAUUCGGUACCUGUACCGAUCAAGGUCAUUCGUAUCGGUCGUUAUCAAUCGAAUAAACCGAGACCUUUAAUAAUUACGUUCGGUUCUGUAUCAGAUGCAUUUAAUAUCAUGAAAAAUAAAACCAAACUCUUAUCCCGAUACCCGAUGAUUUCACUAAGCUCGGACCGUACCCAAUACCAAAGAGACCAUAUGAAAAAACUUCGUGAGGAAUUGGCUUCACGUAUAUCGAAAGGAGAAAUCGACUUAACUAUAAAAUUUAUAAGAGGAGUACCAACAAUUAUUCAAAAAUCUAUUAUUAAUAAUGUACAAAAUCCCAUAAAAAAUUUUUAA